CUGGAGAACCAGCAACCAACAUGCAAAAUACGAGGAGCACCGUUGGUAGCGAGCGAGUCGUCAGUGAGGCGAGUGCGAAGCAGGUACUGCGCCGCCGCGUUCAGGAACGACCAGACGAUGCCGAAUGUGUAACGGUUGACUGCCGCACGACUUGGGACGAACUGCUGCAGCAGAACCCGUGGCUUAUGACACAGUCCGGUCUGGUGGUGAAGCCAGAUCAAUCUAUCAAACGGAGAAAGCAACUGGGACUCAUCCAGCUCAAUGUGGACUUUGAGACUGCAAAGAACUGGAUCCAGGAUAAACUGGGAUCCAGGAUCACGGUUGAUGGUGUGGAGGGCACCCUGAAGCAGUUUAUGAUUGAACCCUACCUCCCCCAUGGAGAAAAUGAAGAGUGCUACCUGUGCAUGUACUCCCACACAGAAUCUCAUGAUGUCGUCCUGUUCCAUCACAAGGGAGGGGUGGAUGUUGGCAACGUGGAUGAGGAGGCUCUUCGCCUGUGUGUGGGAUUGGAAGACGUGCCCCAAGAGCAGAUUAUUCAGGACACAUUGCUGAAGAACGUCCCAAAUACAAAGGCACAAAUGUUGGGCAGUUUCAUUCAGUCUUUCAUCAAGUGUUUCAGAGAGCUACAUUUCACCUACUUGGAGAUCAAUCCACUUGUGGUCACAGAUUCAGAGGUUUAUAUUUUGGAUGUCGCCGCCAAAGUUGACUCCAAGGCAGCACCCCUAUGCAAGGAGUCUUGGGAGCAACUUCAGUAUGCGCCAUCACUGUGCCGAGACCUCUUGCCUGAGGAACUCCAUAUCAGCCAACUUGCCGCAGGAACGCCCUGCUCCAUGAACCUGACCGUGCUGAACAAGACUGGUAGAAUCUGGAGCCUUGUGUUCGGUGGGGGAACAUCUCUGGUCAUCAGUGACACGGCUGCCAAGCUCGGCGUGCGAGACCAAGUGGCCUGCUACACCCAGCACUCCGGCCGGCCGUCGGUGGACCAGAUGUACAGAUUCACCAAGACCAUGAUCAAGUUGAUGACGGAGGUGCCGCAUCCGGAAGGCAAGACGUUUAUGCUAAUAAGCAACGUCAACGACGCCAUCACAGGGAUCAGGCUCUGCAUGGGAAAAAUGCAUGGAAUUGCAAUGGCCCUGCAGGAAGACAAAGAGAAGCUCCAAGCCAACAACAUCUCGCUGUUCAUCCGCCGGUCCACGCUGGCGACGGUGCCCACCGGACAGAUGCCGACCGCGCUGACCGAUCUCGAUGUGCCCGUCCAUGUGUUCUCUGUUGCUACGCCCGUGACACACCUCAUCCAGCGUGCGCUGGGGCUACAUGAUGCUCCAACUUCCACUGAUGAUGUGAAUAUGAUAUACCAGCCACUGUGGCAGCCGCCGACUGAAUCCAACAAAGUCGUUGCCAAGUACGACUCUGAUGAACUCUUCAACGGAGAAACGAGGGUAAUAAUCGUUGGACUGAUGAACGAAGCCGUACAGGGCAUGCUGGAUUUUGACUUUGUCUGUGGGCGGGGAAAGCAGUCAGUUGCUGCCAUUGUAAAUCCAGGCGGUGAAGACAAGGAAGAAAGAUUCUUGUGGGCUGAAGGCCAAGUCACCAUUCCAGUGUACAGCAGCAUAGAGACUGCUCUGUAUAAUCAUCCGGACGCUAGUGUGGUCGUUAACGGUGCUCCUGGGAGGGAGGCCUUUCUGUGCGCUGUCAAGGCGGUCAAGUGCAGUCAUCAGAUUCGCUGUGUUCUGAUGAUAGCAGGCCAUAUCCCAGAUCGACAAACAAGAACUCUGGUUCAGAUGGCUCACAACAAUGGAGUCUUAGUCGUAGGACCCUGCAUGCCAUUGCACAACUUGCAGGUCAACUUCAUCAAGCCGGGCAGCUUCCGAUGCAAUAAGCAUGGCAACAUCGGCGGGCCGAUGGACGAUCUGGUCUCGCUGAGGCUGCACCGGCCGGGCAGCGUGGGACUGGUCACCCGCUCCGGGGGCCUGAGCAUAGAGCUGUUGGUCAGCAUCGCCGGAAACACAGAUGGGCUGUACCAAGGAGUGUCAGUGGGUGGCGGCAAGUACACCGGGACCUCGUUCAUGGAUCAUCUGAUGUCCCUGGAGGCCAACCCAGACGUCAAGAUCUUGCUGCUGCUUGGAGAGUUUGGUGGAUGUGAAGAACAUGACGUCUGUGAGGCUUUGCGCAGCGGCCAGCUCAGCAAGCCCAUGGUCGCCUUCUGCAUCGGCGAGUGCGCAGAAGAAGUGUACACUCGCUUGGUAUCCAAGGGACAACUGGUACCCAAGCCCGAGCCACCGGUACCCAACAUUCCAGCCAACAUGAAGCCACAGAAAGGCAAGAAGUAG
Molecule: messenger RNA, 2330 nt
Organism: Acanthaster planci (crown-of-thorns starfish)
Lineage: Eukaryota; Metazoa; Echinodermata; Asteroidea; Valvatida; Acanthasteridae
Product: ATP-citrate synthase-like
Biological process (GO): fatty acid biosynthetic process; acetyl-CoA biosynthetic process
Cellular component (GO): cytosol
Molecular function (GO): ATP citrate synthase activity
Source: RefSeq, a predicted model, not a curated record